This is a messenger RNA of Trichophyton rubrum CBS 118892, 234 nucleotides long. RefSeq lists its product as uncharacterized. The transcript has 2 exons. The record is from RefSeq and is a predicted model, not a curated record. The coding region runs from base 1 to 234 and encodes 77 amino acids. NCBI's taxonomy places the organism in Eukaryota, Fungi, Ascomycota, Eurotiomycetes, Onygenales, Arthrodermataceae.
AUGACUGUCAAUGGAGAGUCUGCCUCGCUCAUCGCACGUUUGCAGCAUCUUGCUUCAAGGCUCAGUAACGAGACAGAUAGGAAGGCAAAAAUAGAGUGUUUACAGCUCAGUAAAGCUCUCACUGCCCAGCUAGAGCAGCCGGAGAACGUAGCAGUCAACAUGAUCUUCUCGGCUAUGAUUGCUGCUACCGUCAGAAUUGCCGUAGACUUAAAAUCUAUUCUCACACAUAAUUAA